CGGAAGUGACGCACGUCGCGGCGGACUCGCUUGAUGCGCAGCAGUCUGGGAUCGAGCAGGGAGGACGAAGAGAAAAGCCCGACAUUCCCAGGGAGCACGAAACGGUACUGUUGCAUCAUGAACCCCAUUUACAGCCCUGCGCCAGCGGGGGCUUCCUAUGCAAACGCCAAGGGAAUUGGGUACCCAGCAGGGUUUCCUGUGGGUUAUGCAGCUGCCCUUCCUUACACGCCCAGCAUCUACCCAGGGACAAACCCAGGUUUUACGACCGGUUACGCGUCAGGUGCGCCGUACAAAAUGUCGUGUUCUCCGACCACGGGGGCCGUCCCGCCAUACUCUUCCUCGUCUAACCCCUACCAGACGGCAGUGUAUCCCGUGCGAAGUUCUUACCCCCAGCAGAAUCCGUACGCACAGCAGCAGGGCACUUACUUCACACAGCCGGUGUAUGCAGCGCCGCCCCACGUCAUUCACCACACCACGGUAGUCCAGCCCAACGGGAUGCCUGCCGCCAUGUAUGCCCCCCCCAUCGCUCCAGGUCGGGGCAACAAUGUUGCCAUGGGGAUGGUCACCGGGGCCACCAUGGCAAUGUCAGCUGGGACGUUGCUGACAGCCCCCUCUCCAACUCCGGUCACCCCUCACCCUGUCACGAUCCCCCCGUACCGACCAGCUGGCACGCCAACCUACAGCUAUGUGCCCCCCUCCAUGGUGAACAGUUGGCAGUGCUGAAGCUGUUGGAGCGGCGCGUUCACAUCGAACCCGGUGCUGACCCGUCUGAGGUCCUCAUUCUUCCAAAACCAGAGCGACAUUGCGAACGAGCGUUACGCCCAGAAGGAGGAGGAGAAGAAGCGGCGGCGGCUCGGGCUCCAACAGGUCCCCACUCCAGAUUCCCUGUGGAAACACUCUCCUGCGCCUCACACCCGUCCGCGAGCUCUUCGCGCAAACUCCUGUCUCGUGGACUGUCUUGCAGUUUGUUUUAAUUUUUUUUUUUUUUAAUUUUUGUUUUUAAAGCUCUUUCUGUAAAUGGUGGAAGUGAAGUUGGAAUUCAUUCUUGUGUGGGAUCGACGUCGAACCGAGAUGCACGUUUGAUGUUGCCGCGCCGGGGGACGUGGCGCGCUCUCGGCGCUCCCCGUCCCCCGCCCGCCUCAGUGACGCACGGAGCACCGUCGCGAGCGAAGACCCAGCGGUCGUCGGCGCAGUUUGACGAGAAAGAAGAACCAGAAACUUCUCUAAUGUGUAGUGUCUUAAUGUGAGAUAAACUAUUUCUUUUCUUUUCCUUGGUUACGCGUCCGUUACGUUUACAAAUCUCAGUGCAGUUUACGUGGAACAAAGUGACUUAUUUGGUGUUGCCAUUAUCUUUUUUAUUUUUUAAAUUUACUAAGAAUGUGUGUGCUGCAUCAGCGUGUACCGUCUUUCCUGGCGUGUGUGUGUGUGUGUGUGUGUGUGUGUGUGUCUUUGUAUGUCUGUCCACACAUAAUAAGGUAUCGAAGUCCCUGGGAGCCAAGCAGUCUUUAAAGAACUAGUUUUCCUCAUUUUGCUACUAGUUGUUUUUCUCUAGAUUAAAUAUACAGUUGGUCCAAAUUUGAAUUUUUUUUUUUUUUAAAAGGUUCAACGUGUUUAAAUUCAUUCAUAUUUUAAUUGUUCACUGAUUGGGAUUUGCAUCUGUCUGUUCUUAUAAUUAUGCCGAGGAGCACAGAAACCGUUGUUAAACUUUGUUUAUUUUUGAUUUUGUAAAAACUAAGCAAGUUUGUCUUAUAUUCAUGUUUUUUCACGGGGCUGCACACUGACAGUUACCUCAAGUUUUCACCUAAAUAUUAUGCUUCUGUCAUUUUAUUGUUCACGUUGCCUUUAAAUCCCCUCAUGUAGAGUGUUUUCAUUUUUUAUUAUGUGGAAGACCAAAAAAAUAAAUACAGUUCCGAGUAUUUCGGUCACAGCGAAUGAUUCGGCAGAGGUUUAUUGAGGCCCUUCUGUCCCUCAGCAACACUUUCCGGCUGUUUUUUGCAUCUGCAAAUUUAAAACACACACGGGUGUGGAGCAGAUUCAGAAUCUGUCAAAAAUGUCAGCUUUGGCCAGAAUUCACAGUAGUAACUGAAUAAUUGGCAUAGAAAUAAAAACAUUUUUCUUAAUGUUCAA
Scleropages formosus (Asian bonytongue) is the source of this 2127-nucleotide messenger RNA. Its product is annotated as myelin-associated neurite-outgrowth inhibitor-like. The record is from RefSeq and is a predicted model, not a curated record. Bases 34 to 723 code for a protein of 229 amino acids. Lineage: Eukaryota; Metazoa; Chordata; Actinopteri; Osteoglossiformes; Osteoglossidae. The transcript is spliced from 7 exons.